AUGGCAGAGACAAUGGUGGUGCCAAUGGAUUAUGUGGUGUUGAAAUUGAAGAUUGAAAAGGGCUUUCCAUAUAUGAAAUCUGAUGAAUGGAAGUCCUGGGUGCUAGUGUAUUCGCCUAUCAUGUUGAAGGCCAUCCUGCCAAUUGAAAUGUUCAGAAAUUGGAUCAGUUUUGUUGAUGCCUGCCACCAAUUAGUAAAGCCAAGCAUCACGUUCUCUGACAUUGACGAUGGUCAUAAAUUUCUUCAAGAAUUCUGUACUGAGUGCCAGCAUAUUUACACUCCAACUAUUCUCACCUGUAACAUGCAUUUACAUCUCCAUCUUUGCAAGACCAUCUGUGAUUUUGGACCAGUAUAUAGAUAUUGGCUCUUUGGGUUUGAGCAAUAUAAUGGUCUGCUAAAGAACGUGAAUACGAACAGAAAAGAUUCCUUUGAGGUUACAUACAUGAAUAGUUUCGUCCAAGAUACAUUCAAAGCUCAACCCUCCACUUCAAAAAAUGCAAUAACUUUUCCCCAGCGCCCGUUCAGACUAUCAGCCUUCAUCCAAGCAUACUCAAACCCUUCUCUUCCAGUCCUUGGCAAUGAAUCUCUUCCUCCAUCCGCAUUUCCUCUCCAUAUCGAACCCCCAUCAGCAAUAAGUGAUGUCGACUAUCCUCAUUUGCUUGAUUACUAUAAAGUCGCAUACUGCAUGCCAAAUCUUGAAGGUUACCAGCAUCCCUCCUCUCCAUUCUCCUUUGUUGACAACCAAAUCAUAAAGUUGAAAUCAAUCAAUUUGCUUGGUCAGGUUUACAAAGGCUGCAAAUAUGCUUCUGGUUGCAGCUCAUUUGUUCAAUCUCUGUUCCUUGGAAGUCAAGGCAAUAAUCGGUUGGCAUACACUGGCCAAAUUCAGUAUCUGUUCUUGCACUCUUUCACUCCACCAGUAAACAACACAGAGCUUCAAACACGUGUCGUUUAUCAAGAUAAACACGUGUUUGCGUUUGUUAAGUGGUUUCAGAUUGAGCAUGACUGUUCAAGAGAGUUGGAAAGUGUUGACAUCUGCAGUGCAGAUUUUAUUGCGUGUGAUUUUGAAUGCAUCUUGCCAGUACAUCGAAUAUCAUCAGUUGUUGCAACAUGUAAUUAUAAAACCAGCACAAAUAAUAAGAAAAUACUUGUCAACGCUUUACCACACAAACAAUACAAUUAA
Messenger RNA from Phycomyces blakesleeanus NRRL 1555(-), 1179 nucleotides. RefSeq lists its product as hypothetical. The record is from RefSeq and is a predicted model, not a curated record. The transcript is spliced from 2 exons. Lineage: Eukaryota; Fungi; Mucoromycota; Mucoromycetes; Mucorales; Phycomycetaceae. The coding region runs from base 1 to 1179 and encodes 392 amino acids.